AUGCAACGGACCAGCACCAACGGGGCCACGGGGCUCGGGGGCGGCUGGACGGCCCCCCUCGACCUCGGGCGCUUCUUGCCGGCCUCAGAGGCCACCGACACCGACGAGUACAUUUCCGAGGACCCCGCGGAGCGAGAAGAGCGCAUCAAUGAAGAUAUUCACCGGCUUGCCCGUCAGCUCACUUCGCAAUCCCAUGGAGCUCCCGGCGCCCUCUUCCCCGUUCCCGCCGAUGGACCCUUAAAUCCCGAGAGCCCAGACUUCAACGCGAGAAAGUGGGCAAAGGCCUUUUACAACCUCCGCAAGGAUGCGCUGGAAGGCAACUCCCCCAAGACGACAGGCGUCGCCUUUAAGAACCUCAGCGCGUACGGGUUCGGCACCGAGACCGACUUCCAAAAGAGCGUCGGCAACAUCUUCCUCGAGGCCGGCACCAUUCUCAAAAAGUUUGUCCGCGGGAGCACCCGGCGCAUAGACAUCUUGAGGGACCUUGAGGGCGUGGUUACCGAAGGCGAAAUGGUCGCGGUCCUGGGCCCCCCUGGCUCUGGCUGCUCGACCUUUCUCAAGACCAUCGCCGGGGAGACACACGGCUUUCACAUCUCCAAUAACGCGACGAUAAACUAUGAAGGAAUCAAACCCAAGCAAAUGAAGUCUGCGUUCCGCGGCGAAGCCAUCUACGCUGCCGAGGUCGACGAGCACUUUCCGUAUCUCACCGUCGGCGACACCCUCGCCUUUGCCGCCUGGGCGCGCUGCCCCAAGACCAUCCCCGACGGCGUCUCGCAACGGGAGUACAUCGAGCAUGUCCGUGAUGUCACCAUGAACAUCCUAGGAAUAUCGCAUACGAAGAACACGCGCGUCGGCAACGACUUUGUCCGCGGCGUGAGCGGCGGCGAGAGGAAGCGCGUCACCAUUGCCGAGGCCGCUCUCAGCUACUCGCCCCUCCAGUGCUGGGAUAACAGCACGCGAGGUCUGGACAGCGCCAACGCCAUCGAGUUCUGCAAAACGCUGCGGACCCAGGCCGAUGUUAUGGGGACCACAUCAUUCGUCGCCAUCUAUCAAGCGCCCCAAGCCGCCUAUGACCUCUUUGACAAGGUCAUGGUCCUUUACGAAGGAAGGCAAAUCUUCUUUGGCAAGGCAACUGAUGCCAGGGCCUACUUUGAGGACCUCGGCUUCGAGUGCCCCGAGCAGCAGACGACCGCGGACUUCUUGACCUCCAUGACCAGCGCCUCCGAGCGUGUAAUCCGGUCCGGCUCGGAAGGGAAAACGCCUCGAUCCCCCGACGAGUUUGCGGCAGCCUGGAAGGAGAGCAAGUCCCGGGCGCGUGUCCUUUCCGAAUGCGACGACUAUAUGGCCGCCCACCCUUUCAACAGCGAGGAUCUCGAGGAGUUCUCCGCGACCCGAGCCAUGCUCAAGUCUCCCUCGCAGCGCCUCAAGUCGCCAUACACACUCUCCUAUAUCAAGCAGCUGAGAAUCAACAUGUGGCGAGCGUGGGUCAUGUUGAAGACGGACCCGAGCAUGACACUUACCAUGCUCAUCACCAACACAUUCGAAGCCCUCAUCAUCAGCAGCAUUUUCUACAACCUGCCCGCCAACACGAGCAGCUUUGACAAGCGCGGCCUGCUCAUUUUCUUUAUCAUCCUCAUGAACGCAUUCAGCAGUAUCCUCGAAAUCCUGACCCUCUACUCGAAGCGCAAGAUUGUCGAGAAGCACAGUCGCUACGCUCUCUACCACCCCAGCGCAGAGGCACUAGCCUCCAUUGUCGUCGACAUGCCCUACAAAAUCACCAACGCCAUCCUCAUGAACACCACUCUGUAUUUCAUGUGCAACCUGCGCAGAGAGCCAGGGCCGUUCUUCUUUUUCCUGCUCUUCAGCUUCACCACGACGCUCACCAUGUCCAUGUUCUUCCGCCUCAUCGGAUCGACGACAAAGUCCAUCGCCCAGGCGCUGGCGCCCGCGUCCAUCAUGUUGCUCGGGCUGGUGCUCUACACGGGAUUCACAAUCCCAGUGCAGUACAUGCGCGGCUGGAUCGGAUGGUGCCGAUGGGCCAACCCGAUCUACUACAGCCUCGAGUCCGCGACACUCAACGAGUUUGUCGGCCGCGACUUUCCCUGCUCGAGCUUUGUGCCCCAGGGACCGGGAUACGACGAUGCCCCUCUGAGCUCUCGCGCGUGUUCGGUUCAGGGCGCUGUCCCUGGUCAGGAGACGGUAUCUGGCGCAGCAUACCUCAAGGCGGCAUUCGAGUACGACAACUCGCAUCGAUGGCGCAACUUCGGAAUUCUCAUCGCUUUCCUCGUUGGCUACCUGGCUCUCCACUUGCUCGCCACUGAGUAUAUUGCCUCUGAGAGGUCCAAGGGCGAAGUCCUAGUCUUCAGUCACCGGGGCAUGAAGCGGCACAAGCGGCAGGCUGCGACCGGAGAGAAGUCAGACAUGGAGAAUGGCACGGUGUCCAAUGUCCACCAAGGCGCUGUCUCAACUGAUGACGAGGUGGCCAACGUUGAGAAGCAGACCUCCAUCUUCCAUUGGAAGAAUGUAUGCUACGACAUCAAGAUCAAGGGCAAUCCUCGACGCAUUCUCGACCACGUGGACGGCUGGGUAAAGCCGGGAACACUGACCGCUCUCAUGGGAGCCUCGGGAGCCGGAAAGACUACACUUCUGGACGUGCUCGCAAGCCGAGUCACAAUGGGAGUGGUCACAGGAGAGAUGCUUGUGGACGGCAAGCUGCGAGACGAGUCGUUCCAGAGAAAGACGGGCUACGUGCAGCAGCAAGAUCUUCACUUAGAGACGUCGACCGUACGAGAGGCCCUCACCUUUAGCGCCUUACUUCGCCAACCUCCCAAGUACACCCGCCAAGAGAAGAUCGACUACGUGGACACUGUGAUUAGCCUGCUGAACAUGGAGGAGUACGCCGAAGCCAUUAUCGGCGUGCCAGGCGAGGGUCUCAACGUCGAGCAACGAAAGCGUCUGACCAUCGGCGUCGAGCUCGCCGCGCGGCCUCAAUUACUGCUCUUCUUGGAUGAGCCGACCUCGGGCCUGGACAGUCAAACAUCAUGGUCUAUUCUCGAUCUCUUGGAAAAGCUCACCAACAACGGACAAGCAAUCCUCUGCACAAUCCACCAGCCAUCCGCCAUGCUCUUCCAACGCUUCAACCGACUCCUGUUACUCUCCAAGGGCCGCACAAUCUACUUUGGCGACGUCGGCAAGAACUCUCACAUCCUCGUGGACUACUUCACCCGCAACGGCGCAUCGCCGCUGCCGCAAGGGGCCAACCCGGCCGAGUACAUGCUCGAGGUUAUCGGAGCCGCUCCCGGCGCGCACACCGAUAUCGAUUGGCCUGAGGUCUGGCAGAACAGCCCUGAGCGAAGCAGCGUGCAAGCAGAGCUGGAGAAUCUGGCGUCUUUGCAAAAGUCGACAACUGCGCACGACGAGCCGUCUACCCACGGCGAGUUUGCGGCGUCUCGCAAGGAGCAGUUCCUGCAGGUGACGAAGCGAGUGUUCCAGCAGUACUGGCGCAGCCCAUCUUACAUCUACUCGAAGGCCCUCCUCGCCAUUGGUUCGACACUCUUCAUUGGGCUUUCGUUCAUCAACGGCGAAAACACCCAGCGCGGCCUCCGGAACCAGAUGUUCGGCGUGUACAUCUUCCUCAGCAUCUUCCCCCAGCUGGUCAACCAGAUCAUGCCCUUGUUCGUCUCUCAGCGUACCAUGUACGAGGCGCGCGAGAGACCGUCCAAGGCAUACUCGUGGAAGGCCUUUUUGGUUGCCAACAUUGUCGUCGAGAUAGUUUGGAACUCCCUCCUGGGCGUCUUCUGCUUCGUCUGCUGGUACUUCCCUAUCGGGCUGUACCGCAACGCGGAGUGGACCGACCAGGUCAACUCUCGAGGCAUCACCAUGUUCUUGCAAGUGUGGAUCUUUUUCAUCUUCACCAGCACCUUCGCAAACAUGAUCAUCGCGGCAAUCCAGACGGCUGAGGUGGCAGGAGGUAUCGUCAACUUGUUGAUGAUUAUGAUGUUUGCUUUUUGCGGUGUCCUCGCCGGGCCAACAGAUCUCCCCGGGUUCUGGAUCUUCAUGUACCGGGUCAACCCAUUUACGUACGUGUUGGAGGCCUUCCUGGGAACAAGUCUUGCGAACGCCCCGAUGCACUGCGAAAACAACGAAUACGUGCCCUUUGAAGCCCCCAACGGGUUGACCUGCGGCGAGUACAUGUCCGGCUUCAUCGACGCCGUGGGCGGAUCCCUUCGAGAUCCGAACGCUUCGAAUUGCGAAUACUGUGCCAUGUCCAACACCAACGAGUUCCUGGCGAGUAUUAAUAUCUACUGGAGCCACAGGUGGAGGAACUUCGGCUUCAUGUGGAUUUACUGUGUUUUCAACAUAGCGGCAGCGGUUCUGCUUUACUGGCUCUUCCGAGUGCCCAAGGGCAAGAAGUCCAAGAACGUAUAG
Purpureocillium lilacinum is the source of this 4428-nucleotide messenger RNA. RefSeq lists its product as uncharacterized. Gene Ontology annotation, molecular function: ATP hydrolysis activity; ATP binding; ABC-type transporter activity. Gene Ontology annotation, biological process: transmembrane transport. NCBI's taxonomy places the organism in Eukaryota, Fungi, Ascomycota, Sordariomycetes, Hypocreales, Ophiocordycipitaceae. The record is from RefSeq and is a predicted model, not a curated record. Gene Ontology annotation, cellular component: membrane.